This is a messenger RNA of Erythranthe guttata (spotted monkey flower), 2313 nucleotides long. NCBI's taxonomy places the organism in Eukaryota, Viridiplantae, Streptophyta, Magnoliopsida, Lamiales, Phrymaceae. The record is from RefSeq and is a predicted model, not a curated record.
UUUCUUCUUAGAACUUUGCAAGAAGGGGUAAUAUUAGAAAAAAACAAUUAUUCGGGUGAGGGAGUAUAUAUGGCUGAGGAGGGCAAAUGUGGUACUAAAUAACAAAGCAUUGACUUUGAUUGAUUAAUAUUCCUUAAUUUAAAACAACAGGUCAUUAUAAUUUUAUUUUGGGUAUUUACUUAUUUAGUAUUGUGAAACACCAAAUAAUCUCUUAAUAUAAAUCAUUCAGAUAAUCAUAUUAAGAUUUAUAAAAUUCAUUUAAUUCGAUACAAUUAUAUUUACAUAAUUACGAGACUAUGUUAUAUCUAAAAUUUGUGAUUAUCCAAAAUCUAAAUCUUAUUUGUAGAUUUCUGUAUUUAGUGGAGAUUGAGUUUAGACUAAACACCUCAAUAAAAUUUGGGUUUAUUUUUACAAGAACGAAAAAGAAAGGUGCACCACAAUAAGCACCAAUGGUAAAAUUACACGUGGCAGGACACAAAAAAACAUUUCCAUGAAAAAGAAGCGCUAAAAACGAAUUAGAGUAAUAAAUCAACCAACCAAAUAAAAAAACAAAUAACAAAAAAUCCAGAAGUUGCGCUUCGUCGUUGAAAUAGUACCGCCUCAGUGAUUAACGAUAUUUAUCGAAGAUCGUGCCAAAUCACUGUUGCCCCCACCCCCAACAUUCGGCCCCCCAGCAACCCCCCUCCUCCCUGUAAAACACUCUCGAGAGAGAGUAAAGAAAAGGGCUGGCUUCUGAGGAGGAGGAAGAAAGAUCUGUGCUUUUGGGAGGAGGUGAACCGGAAGUGAAGGCGGUGGAAGAAAUGGGUGUCCAACAACCGAACGACGCCGUUUUGGGCUCUGGCUCUGGUUCUGGUGGUAGGGUAUAUUCCGAUGACCAUAUGAUCGUCGAAAUUCCAGAAACUGCCCAUCUUAUUAGUCAAGAUUCAUGGAUACAAGUGGCGUUUGUUCUUACAACCGGGAUAAACAGUGCCUAUGUUCUUGGAUAUUCUGGCGCAAUCAUGGUUCCAUUAGGUUGGAUCGGUGGUGUGGUUGGACUAAUUCUAGCAACAGCACUCUCUUUGUACGCAAACGUCUUAGUUGCCAAACUUCACGAACACGGAGGGAGGAGGCAUAUCAGAUAUCGAGACCUUGCUGGAUUUAUAUACGGUAAAAAAACAUAUUUCCUCACGUGGGGUCUGCAGUACAUGAAUCUAUUCAUGAUCAAUGUUGGGUACGUCAUUUUAGCUGGCAGUGCUCUUAAGGCUAUGUAUGUUCUUUUCCCUUACGACAGUGUAUUGAAGCUUCCGCAUUUCAUUGCAUUCGCUGGGCUUGCAAACAUUGUUUUUGCUAUAUGCGUACCCCAUUUGUCUGCUCUGCGCGUUUGGCUUAUAGUUUCAACAGUGAUUAGUCUCGUCUACAUUGCCAUAGCUUUCGCUCUGUCCCUUAAAGAUGGCAUUGAAGCUCCUCCAAGAGAUUACGAUAUUCCCGGAACAACAAUCAGUAGGGUUUUUACAACCAUCGGUGCAUCAGCAAAUCUGUUUUUCGCCUUCAACACUGGAAUGCUCCCGGAAAUACAGGCAACAGUGAAAGAGCCAGUUGUCGGAAACAUGAUGAAAGCUCUGUACUCUCAGUUCACACUCGGAGUUCUCCCAUUAUACGCAGUCACCUUUACUGGAUACUGGGCUUACGGAUCCGAAUCAUCGGCCUAUUUGCUGAACAACGUAAACGGCCCUAUUUGGCUAAAGGCUGUCGCUAAUAUUUGUGCUUUCUUGCAGACAAUUGUUGCCGUGCAUAUAUUUGCGAGUCCGAUGUACGAGUGUUUGGACACAAAGUACGGAGUGAAAGGAAGUGCGCUGGCUGUAAGGAACAUAGCUUUCAGAGUUGUGGUGAGAGGGGGUUAUUUAGGGCUGACGACGUUUGUUUCGGCUUUGCUGCCGUUUUUGGGGGAUUUUAUGAGCUUAACGGGGGCGAUUAGCACUUUCCCACUGACGUUUAUUCUUGCUAAUCAUAUGUACUUAAUGGCUAAGAAGGUGAAGCUUAGUUCACUGCAGAAGAAUUGGCAUUGGUUGAAUGUCUGGUUUUUCGGGUUUCUUUCUCUUGCUGCUGCUGUUGCUGCUAUUAGGCUUAUUGCUGUAGAUUCCAGCUAUUACCAUGUUUUUGCCGAUUUGUAGUUUUUUAUUAUUAAUAUUUAUUCGAGGGUAGUAGUAGUCCUUUAAAAUUGUUUUUAUUUUUUAUUUUUUUCAAAUUAUAAAGGUAUAAAUUAAAUGAAUUGUUACUUUUGUUUUUUGUAGAAAAAUUCUUCCUUGUUUAAUUGCAGUCUCUGUUUUUCCAGAA